AGAGCCGGGAGCCAUCCCGCGACCUGCGGGCUGGGAGGCCCGGGACGGGGUCGCGCGUCCUGCGCUGCCGAGGUCCCCCAGCGCCACCUGCAGCCGCGCGUCGGGGGAGACGGAGCCCGGCCCUGCGUCUCCGCACCACGCCCGGGACCCCACCCAGCUGCCCUUGCCCGGAGAAGAAGCGCGAGCACCCGCAGCUCCGGGCCGGCGGCAGAAACUGAGCGUUGGGCCCGGCGGGUGCACGGCGUCCCAGGCCGGCGGGAUUGCUCUGCUUGCAGCGAGCCAACUUCCCCUCCUGUUCCCUCCCUCCCUCCCUCCUUCCUCUCCUCUCGCCAGCGGGCGCGGGACACGCUGCGCCUCAUCUCUUGGGGCGCUCUUCCUUAUUAGCCAAUCGUCGCAUCCCGUGCAACUUUGGGGCAGUGGCCAUUUAGUGUUGAAUGUUCCUCACCGAGAGCGCAUGGCUUGGGAAGCCAGGCUCGGACCCUGCCCCCGAAGGGCCGCUGUCAGGGAGACAGUGAUGCUGUUGCUGUGCCUGGGGGUCCCGACCGGCCACCCCUACAACGUGGACACUGAGAGCGCACUGCUUUACCAGGGCCCCCACAACACGCUGUUCGGCUACUCGGUCGUGCUGCACAGCCACGGGGCGAACCGGUGGCUCAUAGUGGGUGCGCCCACUGCCAACUGGCUCGCCAAUGCUUCAGUGAUCCAUCCCGGGGCGAUUUACAGAUGCAAGAUCGGGAAGAAUCCCGGCCGGACGUGCGAGCAGCUCCAGCUGGGUAGCCCUAAUGGAGAACCCUGUGGAAAGACUUGUUUGGAAGAGAGAGACAACCAGUGGUUGGGGGUCACACUUUCCAGACAGCCAGGAGAAAAUGGAUCCAUCGUGACUUGUGGGCAUAGAUGGAAAAAUGUAUUUUACAUAAAGAAUGAAAAUAAGCUCCCCACUGGUGGUUGUUAUGGAAUACCCCCUGAUUUACGAGCAGAAUUGAGUAAAAGAAUAGCUCCGUGUUAUCAAGAUUAUGUGAAAAAAUUUGGAGAACAUUUUGCAUCAUGUCAAGCUGGAAUAUCUAGUUUCUACACAAAGGAUUUAAUUGUGAUGGGAGCCCCAGGAUCAUCUUAUUGGACUGGCUCUCUUUUUGUCUACAAUAUAACUACAAAUAAAUACAAGGCUUUUUUAGAUAAACAAAAUCAAGUAAAAUUUGGAAGUUAUUUAGGAUAUUCAGUUGGAGCUGGUCAUUUUCGGAGUCAGGAUACUACUGAAGUAGUUGGAGGAGCUCCUCAACAUGAGCAGAUUGGUAAAGCAUAUAUAUUCAGCAUUGAAGAAAAAGAACUAAGUAUCUUACAUGAAAUGAAAGGUAAAAAGCUUGGCUCGUACUUUGGAGCUUCUGUCUGUGCUGUGGACCUCAACGCAGAUGGCUUCUCAGAUCUGCUGGUGGGAGCGCCCAUGCAGAGCACCAUCAGAGAGGAAGGAAGAGUGUUUGUGUAUAUCAACUCUGGCUCGGGAGCAGUAAUGAAUGCAAUGGAAACAAACCUUGUUGGAAGUGACAAAUACGCUGCAAGAUUUGGAGAAUCUAUAGCAAAUCUUGGCGACAUUGACAAUGAUGGCUUUGAAGAUGUUGCUAUCGGAGCUCCACAAGAAGAUGACUUGAGAGGUGCUAUUUAUAUUUACAAUGGCCGUGCAGAUGGGAUCUCAUUAACCUUCUCUCAGAGAAUUGAAGGACUUCACAUCAGCAAAUCAUUAAGUAUGUUUGGACAGUCUAUAUCAGGACAAAUUGAUGCAGAUAAUAAUGGAUAUGUAGAUGUAGCAGUUGGUUCUUUUCGUUCUGAUUCUGCUGUAUUGCUAAGGACAAGACCUGUAGUAAUUGUUGAAGCUUCUUUAAGCCACCCUGAGUCAGUAAAUAGAACAAAAUUUGACUGUGUUGAAAAUGGAUGGCCUUCUGUGUGCAUGGAUCUAACACUUUGUUUCUCAUAUAAGGGCAAAGAAGUUCCAGGUUACAUUGUUUUGUUUUAUAACAUGAGUUUGGAUGUGAACAGAAAGGCAGAGUCUUCAUCAAGAUUCUAUUUUUCUUCUAAUGGAACUUCUGAUGUGAUCACAAGAAGCAUACAGGUGUCCAACAGAGUAGCUACCUGUAGAACACAUCAAGCGUUUAUGCGGAAAGAUGUGCGGGACAUCGUCACCCCGAUUCAAAUUGAAGCUGCUUACCACCUUGGGCAUCACAUCAUCAGUAAACGAAGCACAGAGGAAUUCCCACCACUUCAGCCAAUUCUUCAGCAGAAGAAAGAAAAAGACGUGAUUAAAAAAAUGAUAAACUUUGCAAGGUUUUGUACCCAUGAAAAUUGUUCUGCUGAUUUACAGGUUUCUGCAAAGAUUGGGUUUUUGAGGCCCCAUGAAAAUAAAACCCAUAUUGCUGUUGGGAGUAUGAAGACAUUAAUGUUGAAUGUGUCCUUGUUUAAUGCUGGAGAUGAUGCAUAUGAAACUACUCUACAUGUCACACUACCCAUGGGUCUUUACUUCAUUAAGAUUUUAGAGCUGGAAGAGAAACAAAUAAACUGCGAAGUCACAGAUAACUCUGGCAUGGUAAAACUUGACUGCAGUGUUGGCUAUAUAUAUGUAGAUCAUCUCUCAAGGAUAGAUAUUAGCUUUCUCCUGGAUGUGAGCUCACUCAGCAGAGCAGACGAGGACCUCAGUAUCAUAGUGCAUGCUACCUGUGAAAAUGAAGGGGAAGUGGGCAAUCUGAAGCGUAACAGAGUGACUGUAGCAAUACCUUUAAAAUAUGAGGUUACACUAAGUGUUCAUGGGUUUGUAAACCCAACUUCAUUUGUGUAUGGAUCAAAUGAUGAAAAUGAGCCUGAAACAUGCAUGGUGGAGAAAAUGAACUUAACUUUCCAUGUUAUCAACACUGGCAAUAGCAUGGCUCCCAAUGUUAGUGUGAAAAUAAUGGUACCAAAUUCUUUUAGCCCCCAAACUGAUAAGCUGUUCAACAUUUUGGAUGUUCAGACUACUAAUGGAGAAUGCCACUUUGAAAAUUAUCAAAGAGAAUGUGCAUUAGAGCAGCAACAAAGUACAAUGCAGACCUUGAAAGGCAUAUUCCAGUUCUUUUACAAGACUGAUAAGAGGCUAUUGUACUGCAUAAAAGCUGAUCCACAUUGUUUAAAUUUCCUGUGUAAUUUUGGGAAAAUGGAAAGUGGAAAAGAAGCCAGUGUUCAUAUCCAGUUGGAAGGCCGGCCAUCCAUUUUAGAAAUGGAUGAGACUUCAGCACUCAAGUUUGAAAUAAAGGCAACAGCUUUUCCAGAGCCAAACCCAAGAGUUAUUGAACUAAACCAGGAUGAGAACGUUGCGCAUGUUCUACUGGAAGGACUACAUCAUCAAAGACCCAAACGUCAUUUUACCAUAGUGAUUAUUUCAAGUAGCUUGCUACUUGGACUUAUUGUACUUUUGUUGAUCUCUUAUGUCAUGUGGAAGGCUGGCUUCUUUAAAAGACAAUACAAAUCUAUCCUACAAGAAGAAAACAGAAGAAACAGUUGGAGUUACAUCAACAGUAAAAGCAAUGAUGAUGAUUAAAGACGUCUUUCAAAUUGAGAGAAUGGAAAACAGACUCAGGUUGUAGUUAAGAAAUUUCAGACACUGUUUACAAGAAAA
Saimiri boliviensis boliviensis (Bolivian squirrel monkey) is the source of this 3634-nucleotide messenger RNA. It is a transcript of the gene ITGA4, whose product is annotated as integrin subunit alpha 4. Gene Ontology annotation, cellular component: external side of plasma membrane; integrin complex. Gene Ontology annotation, molecular function: integrin binding. Lineage: Eukaryota; Metazoa; Chordata; Mammalia; Primates; Cebidae. The record is from RefSeq and is a predicted model, not a curated record. Gene Ontology annotation, biological process: cell adhesion mediated by integrin; integrin-mediated signaling pathway; cell-cell adhesion.